Messenger RNA from Meyerozyma guilliermondii ATCC 6260, 2037 nucleotides. RefSeq names its product Zn(II)2Cys6 transcription factor. Bases 1 to 2037 code for a protein of 678 amino acids. The record is from RefSeq and is a predicted model, not a curated record. NCBI's taxonomy places the organism in Eukaryota, Fungi, Ascomycota, Pichiomycetes, Serinales, Debaryomycetaceae. The transcript has a single exon. Gene Ontology annotation, cellular component: nucleus. Gene Ontology annotation, biological process: positive regulation of transcription by RNA polymerase II. Gene Ontology annotation, molecular function: DNA-binding transcription factor activity, RNA polymerase II-specific; zinc ion binding; transcription cis-regulatory region binding.
AUGCAUUUCUACCUUUUAAAUUGUUUUCGAGUUUUUCUGAAAUUCUUCUUUCCUCUCAUCUCUCUUGGCAAUCGUAAGCGACACCCGUGCACCACAAAGUUUAAUCUAUCUUCGCGACUCCGAUGCUGCAUGUUUCUUACAUUGAACACUCUUUUAGACCCCGUUCAGCAAAUUUCUGAUGAAACAAGCUCCAAAGAUCACAUGAUAGCUACCUCCCCAAUGCUGACUCCGACGAUAAGCCUGGUAACUUCAAAUCGGAUUUCAAAACCCGCCGAUUUAAAAUCGAAAUCAAAACCGGUUUCCAAACCGAUGCAUAAUAAUAUCAUUCUAGGGUCACGAUACCGGUCCAAAACCGGCUGUGCUGGGUGUAGGAAGCGGAAAAAGAAGUGUGACGAAGUCCAUCCCAUUUGUGGUUCAUGUAGACAUCGAGGAGAGCUGUGCGAGUGGGGAGUGGUGAAGCGAUAUAAACCAGUGUCGCCUAGUUCUGAAGAAACCACACCCAAAAUACUGGAACUACCAAAGUUGAAUGAUGUGGAACAGACAAGAACGACCCCAAAACUAACUGAAGUAACCCCAAAACUAACUGAAAUAAACCCAAACCUGACCGAAAUAGCUUCAAAACCAACCGAAAUAUUCCCAAAAUUGGUCCUGAUAUCAGAAGAAACAAAAAUCGUGAUCCAGUCGCCAAAAUCUCCCCCCUUCAGUCUGACACCCUCGGACCUUCUCCAGCUCUUUUCCCCGUCCGACUUUCUCGAUUUUGACAUGCCGUUACUAUCAUCGCCGUCUUCUACUUUCAGUCUAUACUUGGACGAAGCUGGUCUUCGUUUGCUCAAUUUCUACGAAAACAAAGUGGCCAAGAUUCUCAGUGUGUCUCCAGAAUCAAGCAACUACUUCUUAAAAACGUUUUUCACCGCGGCUCUGACCGAAGAAUCGCUUAUGCAUGCCCUAGCGGCAUGGGGAGGAGUGUUUCUGGACGGUCACGACAGCCCAGCCGUCAAAUUCCACUUGGAAAAGGCCCGUCAGCUCAUAAGAUCCACCUACUUGAACCGAGAGGAUCUCGAUACCCAUGGGACGUACGUAGCUAUUUGCUACUAUUUGAUUCUGAUGGGCAUCGAUAUAUGUUCUGGAGAUGUUUCCAACUGGUACUAUCUUUUCAACGAGUGUACAAACCUUCUCAAACGACGGGGAGGCAUUGUCAAAUUCUGCCAAGAAAACCAUUUUUCGAACGACUCCAAAUGGUUGAUUUCCAACUUUCAAUUCCACGACGUACUUUCGUCAGCAACCCUCAAAAGAGGCACAUCUUGCGAUAUCGAAGAGUACAGCCGUCUUUUCAACAACUGCUUUGAUAUGGGGUCGUAUGGCGUGGAUCCCUACCAAGGAUGUAUCCAGCCCAUUUUCCUCUUAUUGGGGUCCAUCAUGAACACCAACGUUGAGCUCAAAGAAGAGCGAGAUAAGAUCAACCAGGAAAUGCUAGAAGCCAACAAAAAAGGUUUGAACCUCGACAAUUCGGCCCACCGACAAUUGACGUUGCGACGUAUACGACAAUGCCACGAAGUUGAAGCCCGCUACAACAAACUACUUCUGGAUAUCCAUUAUUGUACUCCCAACCAAAGCCAGAUCUCCCAUAUCAGCCACGACAAAUGUGAAGUGGAUUUGCACUUGACAUUAUUCGAGCUUUAUCGACUCACCUGUCAAAUAUAUCUCUUGCUUUAUAUCAAGCAAACCCAACCACUGUCUUCCGAAGUACAGCUCCAUUUCAUGAACUCGUUGGCUUACAUCGAGAGCUUGAUGUCUUCCAAAUUGGUGCCUUCUCUUCCUAUGCUGUUGUUGAUUUGCGGUAUGUGCUGCUGUAACGAGUACGAUAGAGCUCAAGUUCGCUCCAUUUUCGACAAGCUUCUGGCAACUUAUACAGUUGGAAAUGUGGGCAGAAUAUGGGAAAUUGUCCAAGAAGCGUGGAAACGCAAUCCGCACGGCGAUGUGUGUAUCGACUGGACAGAUAUCUGCGAUGAGUUUGGCUGGAAGUUGAGUGUAUGUUGA